This is a messenger RNA of Aspergillus nomiae NRRL 13137, 1637 nucleotides long. RefSeq names its product GTPase-activating protein GYP1. NCBI's taxonomy places the organism in Eukaryota, Fungi, Ascomycota, Eurotiomycetes, Eurotiales, Aspergillaceae. The record is from RefSeq and is a predicted model, not a curated record. The transcript is spliced from 4 exons. Gene Ontology annotation, cellular component: Golgi apparatus. Bases 1 to 1482 code for a protein of 493 amino acids. Gene Ontology annotation, molecular function: GTPase activator activity. Gene Ontology annotation, biological process: activation of GTPase activity.
AUGAACCAAGGAGUCGAUUCAUGGGGUCGCGAUCAAAUGGAAGACGAAGAGGAAGAGGAGGAGGACAUUGUCUAUGAUGAUGAUGAGGAUGAGUUUGGACUUCCUAGCAUUACGAGCAUGCGGAAGAAGCAGAAACAGAAUGUCGACCCUCUUCCAUCCAGGAGUGCUGACCCAGGCGGUCGAAUUGGAGGCAGUGCCUCGGCCCUUAGUGUUGGUCUAGGGAACAGUAGACAACGUGCCAACAGCUCGGAUAUUGCGGAGGAACGAGGUGUUCCUAUGUACCCAACAGCUAAAAAGGGGGAAGAGAAGAUACUUCGGCCUCAGUAUAAAGACGUUCUAAGAGAUCCUGCAAACGCUUUGAAUCUUAUCAACCAUGCUCCGCCCCCCAAGAGUGCAACUCCGAAAGAAAUGGACCAAUACUCGAGCCGCAUUUCGAGAAUCAACAAGUUCAAACGCCUUUUGCAAACAAGCACGGUUCCCUUAGCAGAACUAAGAAACUUGGCCUGGUCAGGAGUCCCUGAUGAGGUACGGGCGAUGACCUGGCAACUUCUCCUGGGCUACCUCCCAACAAAUUGUGAACGACGUAUUUCGACCCUCGAAAGGAAGCGUAAGGAGUAUUUAGAUGGCGUUCGCCAGGCUUUCGAGCGCGGCAACGCCGCAGUUGCCGGAAAACCUCCUGCUUCGACAACAGGGCGCGGCAGAGGGCUGGACGAGGCAAUAUGGCAUCAAAUCAGUAUAGAUGUCCCUCGCACUUGCCCACAUAUUCAGCUCUACGGCUAUGAGGCUACCCAACGCUCACUAGAAAGGAUUCUUUAUGUUUGGGCCAUCCGACACCCAGCCAGCGGCUAUGUGCAAGGGAUCAAUGAUCUCGCUACUCCAUUUUGGCAAGUUUUCCUAGGUGUCUACGUUACGGACCUUAAUGUAGAAGAAGGGAUGGACCCGGGUCAAUUGCCCAAGAGUGUUUUGGAUGCCGUCGAAGCGGAUACAUUCUGGUGUCUUACGAAGCUUCUUGACGGCAUUCAGGAUAAUUAUAUAUAUGCCCAGCCUGGUAUACACCGGCAAGUUAGAGCAUUACGCGACUUAACCAUGCGCAUUGAUGCUACCCUCGCCAAACAUUUGGAGAAAGAAGGUGUUGAAUUUAUGCAAUUUAGUUUCCGAUGGAUGAACUGCUUGCUCAUGCGCGAAAUGAGCGUCCAGAACACCAUACGCAUGUGGGACACGUACAUGGCCGAGGAGCAGGGCUUUUCAAGAUUUCACAUUUACGUGUGCGCGGCCUUUCUAGUCAAAUGGUCGGACCAGUUGGUGAAGAUGGAUUUCCAGGAAGUCAUGAUGUUUUUGCAAGCCCUCCCAACCAAAGACUGGACCGAACAAGAUAUUGAACUCCUGUUGAGCGAAGCUUUCAUUUGGCAAAGCCUGUUUCAAGACUCUCGGGCCCAUCUUCGUUCCACUGGUGACCCAUCCCCCGAUAAUGGAUUGCAAUGACGAAGUCGAGUUCUAAUAAGCAUGCUCCAAGCCCCUAGCUUGUGGCAAAGCAAGCCGGUCCAGGUUCUUUCCCCUUGGACAUAAAUGCAAAGUAAACAGGAAAGCCCUUGUAGUGGAAAACCCACGACAACUUCUAAAAGCGGCCCCGUGGCAGA